Molecule: messenger RNA, 2028 nt
Organism: Xenopus tropicalis (tropical clawed frog)
Lineage: Eukaryota; Metazoa; Chordata; Amphibia; Anura; Pipidae
Gene: cyp27c1
Product: cytochrome P450 family 27 subfamily C member 1
Exons: 9
Coding region: 186-1595 (469 amino acids)
Cellular component (GO): membrane
Molecular function (GO): monooxygenase activity; iron ion binding; all-trans retinol 3,4-desaturase activity
Source: RefSeq, marked provisional
CCAGGCAUCAGAUGGCAGCACUGGGGCAAUUACUGAGGGGCUCUGCCCGGCUGGAGGGCUUGGCCAGGAGUUUCCACCGAUUCCCAGGGGCGCAGGCAGCCGGUCAGGCGUUGGAGCACGAGCAAGCGGAGGGGGUGUUGGGGGCCACAGUCAAGGGGUCCCCAAUGGUGAAGAACCUUAAGGAGAUGCCUGGUCCCAGCACCAUGGCCAACCUGGUAGAGUUCUUCUGGCGGGACGGGUUCGGCCGCAUCCAAGAGAUUCAGCAAAAACACGCGCGCCAAUAUGGCCGGAUAUUCAAGUCGCACUUUGGGCCUCAGUUUGUGGUGUCGAUUGCUGAUAAAGACAUGGUCGCCCAAGUGCUCAGGGCAGAAAGAGAUGCCCCCCAAAGGGCCAACAUGGAGUCCUGGCACGAGUAUCGAGAAUUAAGGGGACGGUCCACUGGACUCAUUUCAGCGGAAGGGGAGAAGUGGCUGAACAUGCGAAGUGUCCUGCGGCAGAAGAUUCUCCGGCCAAGGGACGUGGCCAUGUAUUCCGGAGGGGUAAAUGAGGUUGUUGAAGAUCUGGUAAAGAGGAUCCGCAAGCUCCGAGUCCAAGAAAGUGAUGGGCUGACUGUGACCAAUGUCAAUGAUCUAUACUUCAAGUACUCCAUGGAAGCUAUUGCCACAAUCCUGUACGAGUGCCGCCUGGGGUGCCUGGACGACCAGAUCCCUCAGCAGACCAAGGAAUACAUCGAAGCUCUGGAGCUCAUGUUCAGCAUGUUCAAGACGACCAUGUACGCCGGCGCCAUCCCCAAGUGGUUACGCCCCUUAAUCCCCAAACCGUGGCGAGAAUUCUGCAGGUCCUGGGACGGACUCUUCAAAUUCAGUCAGAUCCACGUGGACGACCGAUUGCGGCAGAUCGAGUCCCAGUUGGAGAAAGGAGAAGAGGUACAAGGAGGGGUCCUCACCCACCUUCUGCUCUCCAAAGAGUUGGAUUUAGAAGAGAUUUAUGCCAAUAUGACCGAAAUGCUCCUGGCUGGUGUCGACACGACUUCCUUUACUCUUUCUUGGGCAACAUAUCUGCUGGCAAAGAACCCCGGUAUCCAGGAGGCCGUGUAUCAGCAGAUUGUGCAGAACUUUGGGAAAGAUCAGGUUCCGACGGCAGAAGAUGUUCCCAAAAUGCCCCUGGUCAGGGCUGUCGUUAAGGAAACCUUGAGGCUCUUCCCCGUCCUGCCCGGGAACGGCAGAGUCACCCAGGAUGACUUGGUUGUGGGUGGAUAUUUCAUCCCCAAAGGGACCCAGUUGGCGCUGUGUCACUAUUCCACGUCCUACGAUGCCGAGUGCUUCCCGGCGGCGGAAGAGUUCAGACCGGAGCGCUGGAUCCGCAGCGGAAACCUAGAACGCAAGGAGAACUUUGGCUCCAUCCCAUUCGGCUACGGGAUCCGCAGCUGCAUCGGCCGCAGGGUGGCGGAACUGGAGAUGCAUCUGCUGCUCAUCCAGCUUCUUCAGAAUUUCGAGAUUAAACCGUCGCCCCAAACCACGACCGUUCUGCCCAAAACCCACGGGCUCCUGUGUCCCGGGGGGAAGAUCAACGUUCGCUUCGUGGACCGACAGUGAAAAUAUCCCGGAUCAGAAAAUCCCUAUUAACCCCCCCAAAAUUGACUGCCACGGAGGGACAGUUCCUGUGGAAUAGAUCUCUGUGGCCCCCUAAGGACAAUGCACUGUGGCCCCCACUGAUUGCCAGAUAGUGGCAUAGGACAAGCAGUGCCCAUUCCCCUUGUACAUAGCUGUGUGUCUUUUAGCCAAUUACACUGCUACCCUGCACUUUCGCUGUACCGCCGCAGCCAAUCGCAUCCAGCCUGGGCAAUCGAUUCCAUGAACGGACCCCCGACUGCCCCCCGCUGGGCACAUUUAGUAUCACUGACGUUAUUAGUAUUUAUAUAGUGAGUCGCAGCAACUUUAACUCUUUCUCCUUUUUCUGGAGAUUUUACCCUUAAUUUUAGCUUGAAUUUUUUUUUUCUAAAUCAACAAUAAAAAUUUAUUAACCGCC